Stylophora pistillata is the source of this 2819-nucleotide messenger RNA. RefSeq lists its product as uncharacterized. Lineage: Eukaryota; Metazoa; Cnidaria; Anthozoa; Scleractinia; Pocilloporidae. Gene Ontology annotation, biological process: positive regulation of canonical NF-kappaB signal transduction; positive regulation of JNK cascade. The record is from RefSeq and is a predicted model, not a curated record. Gene Ontology annotation, cellular component: plasma membrane. Gene Ontology annotation, molecular function: protein binding; signaling receptor activity.
AAUUUUAUUGAAGGACUGAGCUGGUUGUUAAAACACAGUAGUUUUAGCAGCAACUUAGAGCACUUGAAUUUACCGGGGAUUUAAAUGUUAGGAUGUUAACCGUUAUUUUCCUUGCGGUAUGCAUUUAUGCAUUUAUGCCACUGUCGUUCGCAGUGGGUGAUUGCCCAGAAAACUUUUACUGGGAUGGAAAAGAAUGCAGUGCAUGCUCAGGCUGUCCACGUGGGUUUGGUUUGAAGAAAUCUUGCACGAAGACCAAAAACACCGAAUGUCAAAAAUGCUAUCCUGGCUAUGAUUACUCGAACAGCACAGGGAUGGAGGAGUGUAUAAAGUGCGAUACGUUCUCCAAUUGUCUACCUGGACGAUCAAAAAAAGUACAAGAAUGUACGAUCUUUUCUGGACCUAUCUGUGACGGAUGCGAAGAGGGCUACUACCAUAACCCAGUCGUCGGCUGUGAAAAGUGUUCACCCGGAUGUGAUGCUAGAACUGAGGACGAAAUACAGGCAUGCACAACUAAGCAUAACCGCAACUGUGCACCAAAACGAGUGCGGCCCAAAACUCCUACCGUCAGUAAUGACUCAAUAGGUAGAGGUCAUCCUAACAUCACUGGCAACGAUGAGGAUGGCGAGAUACCACCACUUCGUCCUGAGCCGGUAGGAUCUAAAUCAACUCAGGCACCAGAGGAAAAUUUGAUCGUUUUAAACCCGUGGCUUUGGGUUCCACUAGGGAUCGUACUACUCGUCGUGGUCACAGUCCCAAUAGCGUUUUUUAAAAGAAAAUCUCGGGUAAUUCGUCGAACUCGAGUAGAAGGCGAUGUACAUACAUAUAACACAGGGCAGCAUAUCGCUUUACAGGAGCAAAAGACCCCUUUGAUAACCGAAGGCAGUGUGGAUGUCCAAAAUGGGAGGGACAUUUCCUCUUUGGCUGAGCAAGGAGAUCCAUUUGAACCCAGUCAUGAAUUAGACGCAGAUCCGGAAGGGGUGGUUUUGGAUGCUCCAAAACCUUCUUCAGAAGAACUCAGCAGACAAGCAGGCUUGGAUCGUCCCAUUAAAGAUCUAACAAUUAAAGAAAAGACGCCAAUAAUAACUGACCUGAGUGGCAAAGAUGGGCAAGGUUAUUUUUACUGGCAACGUGUUGCGGAAGAACUUGGUUUCCAAGAACAGUCCAGAGGAUGGGAAGGAGUCCAAAAUCCAGUUGAAAACCUUCUUAAGACAUUUGGCGAAAGGGAAGGAAGUACCAUCAGAGGAUUGAUAGAAGCCACUAGAAAAGCUGAGCUGACGCUUUUAGCAAGUCAGUGGGAAGAAAAAUUUGAUACGUCCUCAAGAGACGAGACAACUGUUUCUGUCCAUUUACAGUUGGUUCAAGGAAAAACAAACGAUAAGUUUACUUCUGUUGAUAUACCUCCAGAUCCGGGGAAAGAGAAUGGUGCAAAUGAAUCGGUUUUAUUAACACCAAAUAAAGGUAAAAUAAACGAUAAGGCUGAUUCUGAUAUAAAUGUACCCGCCGACACAGGAGAGGAAACUGCUGAAAAAGAUAUUGCUGAUACAGCUGUAUGAAAAGCGCUCUUGUAUGAAUAAGUAAAUACUGAAUCAAUACUGACUUUCGUAUCAUGAAUCAACCAAAAAUAGCAUCAAUCGAACAUCAUUUUAUAAUAGCAUGUGGACUUGAAUACCACCUGCCCCAUGAUUGGUUGUCACGGACCGUACAGACACGCGGCUGAAGUGACGUUCUUACCUUUGUUUUGUCCGAAUCGGAGUCCUUCCUUUAUUACUUUUUCUUAUCUUGAUUAGUGCCAAAUUUCUACGCAUUGAGCGCGCGAAUGCUUCCAAAGGAAUUACACAAAAUAAGUUUACGUCCUUGAGUUUAUCUAGCGUCUAACCGCAGCAUGGCUUUACCGCCCUGGGAAGAGAAAGGGCAGGGGGGGAUAGGAGUGGGGUGGGGUGAGGAGAUUCAUGUUCACUGAUUCAACGAAAGUCACUCAAGCCUUCAGAAAGUCUGAGUCGAAUUGAAAGCUAUGACCGCUUUCUUCGACAGAAAAAAUGCCAUUUAAAAAUUAUGUGCGAGUCUCAAGUUAAUUAAGGACUGAUUAUUUAUGUCGCAACUUCAAGUUGACAGCUUCAAUGCAAUUGUAAAAUUACGAUAAAUUAUGAAAAUUUUGGGUGACGGCAGGUAUUUACAUUUUGUGCUAUACUUGGCAAAAUAACGCUUUACGUUUAAUUUAAUUGCAAGAUAAAACAUUAGAAAAUUUUUAUUUACUCUUGGAUACAAUUUUUUCCACUUAAAAAACCAGACGAGUAUAAAACUGUUUACUCCAUAUUAAUUCGAGUAACAUGUAUUGUUAAAAUGUUCGAUCGGAAAUUGGCACCAUAUAGGUUCUCUAUUAUUCAAGUGUAGAAACAUUUAUGUAUCCGUUUUGUUAUUGUGGUUUGGUUUAUCUUAUUUGCUUUUGUUGUUUGAUUAAAGGGUGGAUAAUGAAUGAACGAAGCACACCACCUGGGUCCUAAUCAUUAGCUUUUUACUUUGAAUUUUUACAUAUUUUGGUACCUGGUAGAUCCGACAAGUUUAAAGUAGUUUCAAAUCAUUGUUUUUGUUUAUAGUUUUCAGUAAAAUUUUUACGAGUGAAUGUAUAGUUUUGUAAAUUUGUAGAAUCGAUUUUUUGUACUUAACGAAUGAAAAAUGUACUCAAUAUUUGCAAAAUGUGAUAGUGAAAAGAGUAUUUCCAUAUCACUCAAGGUAGAUCCAAGCAAAUUGAAAUAUUUUUCUAACAUCAUAAUUUGUGUCGUGAGCUGGCUGACAAAUAAAAGCAUAUUAUCAUACGUGGA